Megachile rotundata (alfalfa leafcutting bee) is the source of this 2236-nucleotide messenger RNA. RefSeq lists its product as uncharacterized. Gene Ontology annotation, molecular function: chitin binding. Gene Ontology annotation, cellular component: extracellular region. Lineage: Eukaryota; Metazoa; Arthropoda; Insecta; Hymenoptera; Megachilidae. The record is from RefSeq and is a predicted model, not a curated record.
AACGAUUAAUGAGAACUUUUUUCACAAUAUUCUGUUCAUUAAUAUUUAUAUUCUCUGAAUUAAUAACUGUAAUACAGAUGUAUUUACUGCUCUCUAAAGCACAAGUUAUAACGAUUUUUAUGCGUUUGUUAUACUGCACUCACAUGCAGUUGGAAUUCAUAUACGUUUGUAUAUAAACACGCUAAACUUCACUCAGUUCGAAACGAUGUGAAGAGGUGGAGUCAGGUGGAGUCAUCCACCACCAGAUAAUAAUCUCUUGUUUAACCUAGUUUACGCAUUGUAGUUAUCGUCAUGAAAGAACGUUCUUAUUUCGGCGCAUCUCGACUGGUUCAGUAGGUUUCCCACCAUUUUGUGAUGCUUUUGUUCUUUAAUUCAUAGUCAUAUACACCCUGGACGAGGAAGAAAAAUACACCCCUCUUUCAACAGCAUCAAUACGUAAGUACUGACAUACUAAACUGAGGGCCACCGGAUAUAAUGCACGCAACCACGAACUUUGCAAAUGCGCAUGCAUGGUAUCCAUGGUUACGGUUAUUGUUAGAACCAAUCAGAACCAACCUGCGCAGUAUGAACGAAAAUUUGUCGUUCAAAAAGUAUGAUCUUCUGUGAAACCAGGUGUAUAGAGUGUUUCGCAUAAAAUGGACCACCUAAAUAACUUUUUUAUCUUAGGUUUAUAAAAAGGAAAAUUAAACAGUUACAUCUAUGACAGAACAUUUCCAUUUGGUUUGCCUAAGGAAAUUGUUUAAAUUACGUAAGAAAUAUUUCUCGAUUAUUACAAACAGAGCUGUUGCACGAAACGCGCUGUACGUUAAGUUUCGAAUGCUCUUUUUGGUACACAUUUAAAUUGGCCCGGGUAAACUUAACACAUGACAUCAUACUGACAUAAUGGAUGAAAUAACGCGGGAGCGUCCGAUGUAUACUGCACACAUAUAAAAGGAUUGCAUACAGAGAAGAAAAAGAGAAAGAGGGAUCGUGGGCACAAAAGAAAUACCAUGGGUUGAGAGUACAUUCUAAACACGUCCUUUUCACUUUCAGUUGAAUUGUCAUAAUGAGAUAUUUAAACUACAUUUUGAGAAUUGUUCUCCAGUGUGUCAUUUUUAUUUCUCAUAUCCAGUCCGAGAUUUCUAAUACCGUAAUUUCUGUGAAGACAGAUUUUUCAUGUAUAAACAAAACUGCUGGUUUUUAUGCUGACACUGGUGCUAGCUGUAAAAUAUACCACACCUGUGAUGAAUAUGGAAAUAAAUUCACAUAUCAUUGUCCAGAGGAGACCGCGUUUCGACAGGAUGCCUUGAUAUGCGAUCAUGCACAUCUCGUCCGCUGCAACGAAUAUACUUACAAUUCAAAGUACACUGAAGAUAAGAGCAGGAAUUCAUCGGUGAACAAAAAUCAGUUUGUAUUUCGCGUAACGCAGUCGCCAAAAACAAAUAAAAUGCGAUAUGGAUUUUCCUUCAGUACUAAGGAAUCUUCUAAUAAUUUUAAUAGAACAAAAGUUGCAUACAAUACAAGGAAUUUCACUGCACCGCAGCGUGCGUCUCUCGUAAAUAAUAGUCAAAAUGGCGGAUCAUUUAAAAAUAAUUUUGCUGUGAAGCAAACUUUCAACAGCUGGGAUAAAUUAAAUGAGAAAGACCGAAAUAAUCAGAAUUAUUUAAAUCGCAAGACAAACGAUGCUACAUACAAUUUUAUGAAGUUACAACCUCCUAGCGUGAAUGCACGAAACCAAGAUGGUGGAAAGAACGAUCAAACAAUUAAAAACGCCACAAAUUUUUCUUUCACGAAUCAUAGAAAUUAUCCCUAUUUAGAAACUCUGAAGUCUAUACAAAAGAACGCCCCAAUUUCUAUCAUUACAACCACUACAAGACCAGCGACUACCUCAAAGUCAGUGACCACAACAGAAUUGCCUGUAUAUGCUCUGACGUUAUCUUUAAAACCUUUGGUGCCUAGCGAGCUAGAAGAUGAUCCAUAUUAUCCAAAACUGCCGACCUCAACAGAGUCGUACUACACUCCACACCAUAAGGAAUGGUCUUCCAUAAAAGAAGCAGCUCAAACCACAUGGCCAAGUGUCCAUUUUGAACUACCAUCUAUUCUUCCGGAUUUGAACUCGUUGGAGGACAUUGUUGAUCGUAGGAAGCUGUUUUACAUUCCUCGAAUUAGAUCUAAUUAAUUGUUAAGCAUUUUUUUUGUAAGAGGAUAAUGUAGAUAACAAUAACAUCAAUUGAAAUAAAAUGCACUUGUUUACGAA